AUGGUCCGGCGAGGCGGCUGGCGCAGGAAGAUUGUGGCUGCCGUCGUCUUAAUUCUGAUAAUCCUUUUCACUAUCGAUUACCAAUUGAGUGAAACUUUGGAUGACUCUUUGGUUGCCUUGGAACCGUUCUCAACCGACGAGAAGUAAGUCUUUUUUUUUAGAGUAAUCUACUGUUUUGAACUUGGUUCAUUGAUUUCAAAUUUUUCAGUGAAAAGAUAGUGGUGGGCAGAAAGAUUUUCAAGCCGCUGGAAAAUGGCCAAAAUGUGAAGUUUGUUCAAAUUGCUGCAAAAAUUUAUGCUUCGACAUCUUUUUUGGACGAGCGCAAUGGCAACAUGGGCUAUCCAUUCGUACGAGUUCUUGUGAGUUUUAUAUUUUUUUUAAUUUUCUGUGAAAAAAUUUCAGUUUAAUCGUGUAACACGCUCUUCAUAGAGCUCAUUUUACUUUUUUCUAAUGUCAAUAAUUUUUAAAUCUUUUAACUUUUUUUCGACUUUUCACAGAGUCAACCUUGCUAAAAAGGGUCUAAAUUGACGUUUUAUUAAUUUGUAUUACCUGCAUAUUCUCAUAAAUUGAUAAAAAAAAAAGAACUUCAGAUGGUCAUGAGAAACUCAGAAGACUUCAAGUGCAAGUUUGGAGAAAAAGAAUCGCCAGUGACGUCGGUUUAUGAGUUGUCGGAAAAUCAUAACAUGCACAUGAGGACGUACAUUUUGAACUGCAAGAUCCCGGCCAGCGUAGAAAUUGACUCUUUGGAAACCUUCCAGGUAUAAUUUUUUGGUUUAAAUGUUUUUUUCGAUAGCUUCAAUCGAGCUUUAGGACUUUUUUUUUGUGGAGAUUUUGAAGUUUUUCACUUUUUUUUUGUGUUUAUUUUCAGCUUUUCAACUUUUAUUUUUCUCUUCCACCUGUCGAACCUUGAGCUUAUUUUCCAUCAAAUUUUCUCCUAUUUUUCUCUGGGAUAACUGAGAAUUUUUUCAGAUAAAACUCACAAAAGAUGAGAAAUAUACGGACUUGAAUAUCACCUACCGUGUCCCAGAUGAGAAAAAGAUCAGCCAACAUCAAAUUUCCCUGUCAAUUUGCGUCCCAGCCUUAUUUGGUAGCGUUUACAAACCGCGGAGGAUUGUUGAGGUUAGCGAAGCCUGAAAUUCAAAUUCCAAGAAAUCUUCAGUUUGCCGAACUGAAUGCUCUACAAGGCGUUCAGCGAGUCUACAUCUACGGGCGCAAAUCGAUUUUCGAAGAUUUUUUGAACACGACUCUUCAAUUUUACGUUGAAAACAAGUAUUUCGCAUCAUUCAAAUUGGAGAAGGUCAAAAAAAUCUUAGUUUUUUCGAACUGGUCGAGAUAGAAUUACCUUUCGGCGACUCAGAGAUCUGGUACCACGGACAACUCAUUUCCAUCACUGGUAUAUCGCUUUUAGUGUCGAUUUAAUCCGAUUUCGAGCUUCAGACUGUCUUCUGCGCAACAUCGGAGUGUCAGAAUUCACCUCGUUCAACGACAUCGACGAGUUUUUCAUUCCCAUGGUCAACAAGACGCUUAUCGAGACGAUUAGGGACCUCUUUAGUGAAAAUACGGCUUCUUUGCGUGUCGUUGCACAAUAUAUGAGUCUAGUGUGGGUCUUUUAGAGAGUUAAAAAAAUCUUGUGAUUUUUUAGAAAUGGUUCUGAGCUUCUGACCCUCAAUAGCACGGUCACCAGCGAGCGGAUCGUUGAGAAACGACUUACGAAGUGUAUUUUGCGCCCUGAAAUGGUUUUCGAGCAGGUUCGUUAUCUAUUUUUCGUGUAUUGAAUAGAAAUAUGGACAUUAUGACUCACUAGUUAGUUGAGUUGUUUUUUUGAAUUGAUCCAAGUUUUUUUCUAAGUUCUAAGUUCUAAAAAAACGCCGGGUUUUCAACGGAAGAGUCAAUUUUCAACCUAGAAUUCAUUCCUGUUUCUAGUUUAGUUCAUAUUUUUUUAAAUGACGACUCUAAGUUGGUUUGUUGUCAUUUUUUUGAAAUCGAAAAAAUAUUGCAAAAUUUCGAAGUUUUUUAUUUUUGGUUUAUUUUUAUUACUUUUUGAAGUUUUCAUUUCGUCUCAGCUUUUAUGAAAUUCAAAAUCGAUUUAUGAUCUCAAUUUUUUUUUUGAUUUUUCGAAAAUCGAAAGCCACAGUUAUGAGGUCAUUUUUGCCCUCAUUCGAAAAUUGUCUAUUUAGUCUUUAUAAAUUUAUUAUAAAUUGUCCAUUUAUCUUUUCUGGAGUUUCAGUAAAGUCAAAGAACUUGUUUUUUUAUUGAUUACUUUAAUUUUUUUGCGUCGGGCAAAAUUCUGAAAUUUAUACAUUUUUUUGAAAGAUUCAUGUAAUAAUCAUCGGAACCUGAGCGGAAUAUUAAAAAAAGAAAUUUGAUUAGGAAAAAAAUGUAUUGCACGGUUUGUCGCUUUUGCGUUGAGAAAGUAAAUAAAUUGGCAUUUGAUCAAAAACUGCAGUCGGUCUUAAGUGACUUUUCUGUUAUUGAAAAAAGAGUGUCAUGUAAAAAUUAAGUCGUAGAAAGUUAAAAACAUAAACAUAUUUCAUUUUAACUUCCGCGGGAAUUUCCCAUCUUUCCAGGGAAUCCACCACACCAGCCGGGUCAUCCAAGACAACUACACGAGUCCGACUCACGACGGCUCCGAAGUCCGUCUUUUCCACUACCGAGAAGGCCGCGUCUGCUGCCGAAAAGACGAUACAGUACCCCGGUUGUACGGUAAUGAACUGACCCACCAGUUCCGAUUUGUCAAAAAGCUGCUGAACCUUUAA
Molecule: messenger RNA, 2756 nt
Organism: Caenorhabditis auriculariae
Lineage: Eukaryota; Metazoa; Nematoda; Chromadorea; Rhabditida; Rhabditidae
Source: the annotation of a GenBank genome assembly